This is a messenger RNA of Saccostrea echinata, 550 nucleotides long. RefSeq lists its product as uncharacterized. The record is from RefSeq and is a predicted model, not a curated record. The transcript has 4 exons. Bases 9 to 485 code for a protein of 158 amino acids. Lineage: Eukaryota; Metazoa; Mollusca; Bivalvia; Ostreida; Ostreidae.
AAAACAACAUGGUGGAAUACAUCAAACUGAUACUAAGUACUUUGUUCUUGUUAGCAGUGUUCAAGAACGUUGACGCUUCCUGUUAUUACUACUACAAUGGCUAUACUUACAUUCGAUAUUGCUACAACAAUCCAUAUUUGAUAAUACUUGGUGCUUCCUAUGGAGCUGUGAUCGGACUCGGCAUUCUUGUAAGCUUUAUCGUCUGCUGCUGUUGUAUCCAAAAGAAAAACAGGCAAUGGACUCAAGGAACGUUAAUCGUUCAAACGGUCCCAGGAACAAAUAACCCUCUUACAUAUCCGUCUGAAAAUCAACAGAUCCAACAUCCUGCAAUAGCUGGUACCCAGGGCAUUCAAACCCCUCAUAUCAUGAUGGCACAGACACAUUAUGGGGGUUCACAAGGUCAACAUUCAACAUCUGUAAAUUUCCAAACAAAUCCCGGUACUGGAGCAAAUCCAUCAGGAACCGUCCAGCAAGGGAACGAGUGACCAGCGAACGCUUCUGUCAAGACUUUCAAAAUGAGUAAAAUAAUGUUGUUUUCAACACCUUUAAA